AUGGCUCACUGCACUUUGGUGAUGCCCAAACCAUGUCUGGCUAUUUAUCCCCCAAAGAAGACACUAGUCACCACGCCAGACCCACGCAAAUUGUGGCAAACGAUCAUUGGACUGGAAUCAUGCUAUAUUAUAAAUCCCUUGGCAUCCGUACACCCCCGAGUGACAGGACUACGUGGCGCAGACUUCACAGAGGUAAAGAAUUUAGAGGAAGCGCGGAAUUCUAUGAAGUCAAAGGGAAUUGAAGGAUACGACGAGAUCGUGAGGUGGGCAGUCAAAAGAACUGAUGCGAGGCCUCGGGGAAGAUUCUAUGCUGUCGCGCUUGGCGACAGAACUGGAAUUUUUAAAGACUGGAAGUACGAACUUCUUCUCAACUCCUUUUAUCGUGGACUGACAUCAAACAGAGAAGUCGAAGAUGCAACAAAAGGAGUCAAGUAUGCGUGUCAACAGUGUUUUGAUACCGAGUACGAAGCGAGAGAAUUUAUUGACGAUUGGAAUGAGGCAUUUGCCGAUAUUUGGCACCAUGAAAUAAAAAGUGGAUUGAAAGAUGGAUGGAGGGCAAGAAGUCUCAGUCUGAAUUUGGCUUCGGUCUUGGUGAAGGAAAACCAUGAGCCCAGUACAGAGACCGAUAUGGUCUCUAAAUUUGAACGACUCGAAGUUACAAAUUAG
This is a messenger RNA of Penicillium angulare, 666 nucleotides long. Its product is annotated as RNase H1/viroplasmin domain-containing protein. Bases 1 to 666 code for a protein of 221 amino acids. The transcript has 2 exons. The record is from RefSeq and is a predicted model, not a curated record. Lineage: Eukaryota; Fungi; Ascomycota; Eurotiomycetes; Eurotiales; Aspergillaceae.